AUGGGUCAUCAGCAGCUCUACUGGGGCCAUCAGAUGAAAUUUGGCCAGGGUUCUCGUUCUUGCCUUAUCUGCUCAAACUGGCACAGUCUGAUCUGGAAAAAUGGCCUCAACAUGUGCUGCCAGUGUUUCCAUCAGUAUUCACAGGAUAUAGGCUUCAUUAAGUUGGAUUAA
Molecule: messenger RNA, 171 nt
Organism: Hyaena hyaena (striped hyena)
Lineage: Eukaryota; Metazoa; Chordata; Mammalia; Carnivora; Hyaenidae
Product: 40S ribosomal protein S29-like
Exons: 1
Coding region: 1-171 (56 amino acids)
Cellular component (GO): cytosolic small ribosomal subunit
Molecular function (GO): zinc ion binding; structural constituent of ribosome
Source: RefSeq, a predicted model, not a curated record